AUGAUUCACCGCCUUAAUAGCAGUUUUCCGUCACCGCCUCUGUCGUUCCUGCAAAGGCAGCUGCUUUGGAAGUACCCCUUUUCACCACCGUCCUUCUCUGCUUCUGCCUCGCUUCGGACCUCUCCUGUUCCUGCUUCUCUUCUCCUCUCACUAAAUAUAAACUAUGAAAUGGGACUACUCCGUCGAUCUUCUACAGCGGCACCGGAAGCCGUUGUGCAUACGACUCAUCUCACCACUCUCACUCAGGAGAAAAAAAGAGGAACGAAAGAGCUGGAUUUGAUGAACAUGACAACUGAUCAGAGGAUGCAGCAACCUCCCCAAACGGCUUUUCCGGCCUCGAUCGGUGGAUUGUAG
Molecule: messenger RNA, 354 nt
Organism: Lactuca virosa
Lineage: Eukaryota; Viridiplantae; Streptophyta; Magnoliopsida; Asterales; Asteraceae
Source: the annotation of a GenBank genome assembly